Molecule: messenger RNA, 2053 nt
Organism: Mycena citricolor
Lineage: Eukaryota; Fungi; Basidiomycota; Agaricomycetes; Agaricales; Mycenaceae
Source: the annotation of a GenBank genome assembly
CAUUGAUAACCAUCUCAGCGUCAGGCUCGCUUCCACACUCGCUGAUAACUCGAGCAAAUUCUCCCUCUGAGCAUUCGGACCGACCCACCAUAGAACCUCGAGCGUGAUCGAAGAUGAGAGUUGCUCGUGUCAUCAUGUCGUCGCGAGUCGCUCGGGACUUCUUCUGAGCCGCGAACUCACCAGGAACAUGGCACUCUCCGGAAUCUUCCCUCUGGAUUCCAUUCCUGUUCUCUCGCUUCUCAAAUCGACUGCAUGCUUUCGCUGUGAUCUUCUCCCCGAGCGCUCUGAUUGCCCCCCACUCCGCCCCUCGACUUACAUGGCCGAUAUCCAGGAGCUGGAAUUCGAUGCUUUUCCACCGGUGUCUCCCCCACGGCGGUCGACGUGGAAGUCGGUGCUCUUGGUCGCAACAUGCACCCUUGCGAUGAUUACGAAUCUUGCCUCUUCCUCUGCUGUGUCUUCGUUCCUCCCGGUUAUUGCGCGAGAUCUGCACAUACCCGAGAGCCAGCUCCAAUGGCUGGUCUCCGCGUUCUCUCUGUCCUCUGUAUGUCUUCCCGUCGGCUUCUGUCUCGAUGACCCAUUCGGCGUGCAGGGAUGCCUCCUGCUACUCCUAGGUCGACUUGCCGAUCUCUGGGGCCGGAAGCGAUUCUUCGUCAUCGGCACCUCCUGGCUCGCCGUAUUCUCCCUUGGAUGCGGCUUUGCGCGGGAUUCGACCACGCUCUACAUCCUCCGGGGCCUGCAGGGAAUUGGCCCUGCGGCCUUCCUUCCCGCCUGCGUGGGCAUCCUGGCACAUGGUUUCCCCGAAUCAGGUGCACGCAACAUUGCCUUCGCUACUUUUUCGGCCGGGGCGCCUAUGAGUGGCGCUGUCGGUACGCAGAUCAGCGCGUUGCUCGCCCAGAAGACACCCGCAUCUUGGCGCGCUCCGUUCUAUUUUCUCGCCGGGCUUUCCGCCCUUUGUGCUCUAGGCGGACUGCUCGCUAUCGACGACGACAUCCCGAGUCUAGAAAUGGAUAAACGGGUAGACUGGAUCGGCGCGUUUCUAGUGACGACGGGGCUCGUACUCUUGUUGUUCGUCCUCGGGCAAGGUCAGCUCGCGUCACAGGGCUGGAAGACUCCGUACAUCCUCGCACUUCUAUUCGUCGGGCUCUUGGCCAUUGGUCUCUUUCUCGCAUGGCAGCACUAUCUGGAGCAGAACUCCGAGCGGAGCACGAGUCUGCCUCCGCCGUUGAUGAAGCUCUCGUUGUGGUCCCGCGCGAACGGCAAAUUCGCUGUUAUGCAAGUCAUCGCGUUCUUUGAAUGGGCCGGAUUCUUGACGUGGUUCUUCUGGUCCCAGGUCUAUUACGAAGACUACGUGAAGUUCACUCCGAUCUUGACUGCACUGCGGAUGUUGCCGAUGAGCAUCGCUGGAUUCCUGUGCAAUUUUUUCGUAGUGUUUCUCGUCAGCCGGAUCGAUCUGGUCUACCUCGUCGUCUUCGGCACGACGUUCACUGGAAUCGCAGGCUUACUGAUGGCGCUAAUCCAUCCGGGCGCACCGUACUGGGCCUACGGCUUCCCAUCGCCAAUCGUCUCUGUGUUCGGCGGUGACUUCGUCUUCGCUGCGGGGACCCUGUUCAUCGCCAAGAUCUCGCUCCCGCACGAACAGAGCCUGUCCGGCGGGAUCUUCCAGACACUGAUGCAGCUGGGAACCGCAUUUGGACUGGCGAUAUCGACCAUUGUGCUGACAUCUGUGAGUGGAGGCCGAAGCGCGGGAAUGGGCGCCCCGCUUGAAGCAUAUCACGCGGCGCAAUGGACCGCUUUCGGCAUGGCAAUAGGGUGCUCCGUGUUGGCCAUCGUCUUUCUGCGGGGAGUGGAACCUGUUGGCAUUCCGGCUGAUGCUGAUGUACCUGAGGAAUCAAGCGUCGAUGAGUCGGUGAAGUCGUAGCUUUGUCUUGCAGAACGUACCCACGAAUGUUGAUUGAUACGUGAAAUGAUUGACUGCUGCCUUGACUGUCCAUACUGAACUCCGGCUUGUCAAGCCCAAAUCGUCCCCAUCCUUAUCCAGUCCGCUGAAUGGUUC